Seriola dumerili (greater amberjack) is the source of this 2703-nucleotide messenger RNA. It is a transcript of the gene gramd2aa, whose product is annotated as GRAM domain-containing protein 2A-like. Gene Ontology annotation, biological process: regulation of store-operated calcium entry. NCBI's taxonomy places the organism in Eukaryota, Metazoa, Chordata, Actinopteri, Carangiformes, Carangidae. Gene Ontology annotation, cellular component: organelle membrane contact site; extrinsic component of cytoplasmic side of plasma membrane; endoplasmic reticulum membrane. Gene Ontology annotation, molecular function: phosphatidylinositol-4,5-bisphosphate binding. The transcript has 15 exons. Bases 317 to 1621 code for a protein of 434 amino acids. The record is from RefSeq and is a predicted model, not a curated record.
CACCCUUCGGAGGCGGUUACAGCUCCGCCAGCGCGACUCUCUGCUUCAGCUUUAAUGAAUUCUUCGAACUGGAGCUUAAUGGGGUUUUUCUUGUCAGUUCUUCGUGGAUAAAGAAAGUACGAUAAUUUCACCGAGGUAUGCUGCACAGACCUGAGGAGUUACGUGGAGCUACAAAGCGACAAAACAGCGGUCAACGUCGCGGCUGCUCGUGAGCUACAGAUCAGUGUUUCCCAACCAGGGGUACGUGUACCCUAGGAGAUACAGUUGCCAGGGGGCUGCUGGGAAGAUGAAACAUAAACUACAAGUCCCAAUAUAGAUGGAGAUGGCAAGGCUUUUUCCCUUCGAACAGAAAACCAUUUGCUGCCAUUUCAAACAUGUAUCAUACUUUGCUCUACUCGGUGUCAAUCACCACCCACAGGAAGAAAUGGCCAGGAACAUGACAGAGCAGCAGGAGCAGAGUGAAGACACAGGCCUGCUCUCAACUCAGGACCUGGACCCCUCCAAGGACGACGACACACACGGCCACUUCAGGUUUCAACUGAUUGAAGACUUGUCCUAUGAAGAUGUGAAGAAAUGUUACAGGGGCUCGUGUGUGUCUUGCAGCGGUUUGCUCCAGGCCUUGGAUGUGCGCGAGUGUGUGUGUGUGUACGGUGCCAACGUGCUGAGCCUGGUGCAGAGCUCGCGUCCUUUGAGGGAGAGGGUGGUGUCUGCGGCGAGCGGAGCAGGAGUGGCCGGUGGUGGCGGAGUGGCUGGUGGUGCCGGCGGUGCUAGUGCUGUGCAGGCAGGCCGGUCCGCCAAGGAGCUGCUCAUGACUCUGCCCUGUCCCUCUGCACAGACUGUCAGCAAGUACAACUCCCAGUACCACAAACUGUUCCAGUGCGUGCCCAAGGAUGAGAUACUCAUGAAAGUGUACUCCUGUGCUCUUCUCAGAGAUAUCCUUCUACAAGGCCGACUGUACAUCUCCAGAAACUGGCUGUGUUUCUGUGCCAACCUCUUUGGCAAAGACAUCAAGGUGGCUAUCCCUGUCGCUUCUGUGAGGCUGGUGAAGAAGCACAAAACAGCGGGCCUCGUGCCCAAUGGCUUGGCUAUCACCACAGACACCGGCCAGAAGUAUGUAUUCGUAUCUUUGCUAUCACGAGACAGCGUCUAUGAUGUCCUUCGCAGGAUCUGCACACACCUACAGGUCAAUGGGAAGAGUCUGAGCUUGAAGCAGUUUAUGGAGGAGCCGACCUUAUCGCUGGACGAGUUCCCGACUCCAGACGAAUUCCCAGUGGUCGACGAAUUCCCAUCAGUGUUAAAGUGGAGAAGGAAACCCUCAGUGGUGUCUGUGUCCUCCUCCCUUCCUGACCUCCUGGGGAACUCCACCAGCAGCUUGAGCGCCACAGACACACCCUUCAAAUCAGAGCAGCUGCUGGAAGAGCGAGCUCUGCAGACAGACAGAGGUCUUUUAUCAGAGCCAGUGGCAGAGCUGGGCCAGAUGGAGUACCAGCUGCUCAAGUUCUUCACCCUCCUUAUUAUUCUCCUCAUCCUGUCAUCGUGCUACUUGGCCUUUCGUGUGUGCAGUCUGGAGCAACAGCUGUCCUUCCUCAGUAACCCAAAUCUGCCCCUGAGAGAGAGGUAACCGCUGCUCUCCGCUGUGACCCAUCAGAUUGGCUGUCUUUGAUUCUUCCCCUGCUUGGAGUUGUUGAUGCCCUGAUCCAGGACCAGCUUAAAGCCCAGAACAGAUAAAGCCCACACCAGCUGCAACACGUAAAGGAGCAACAUCAACCUGACUCCGGGCAUGUUACGGACCUUCCCACAGCGGAAUGAGUUCCUAUUCAGUGAUCACUUCCAGACUAUGCAAACAGACUGUCUAUUUAUUUUUGAAUAUAAAGUAGGUUUUACUUUAGAUAAUGAUUGUCUACCAUGACCGGUCCCUCGCACAGACAUUUCAUCUUUAACCACAUGAUGCUGCAGUGUAGAGCAGAUUACAGUUGAACCCUCUGUAACACUGAUGAAGUUUAGUUUAGCAGUGGUGGAGACUAAAGGUGAGGAUGGAAAGGUAAGACAUAAUUCAACACAUUAAUUACUUGAAAAGACUGAUAGCAAAGAUAUUUCAGGUGAGUGGUGUUAGCAGUCAUAACUCAUCAAUUAAUAUGCGACAUGCGACAUAUAUUCUGACUGACAAGUGGACUAAACUGAAUGUUUUUCUUUCUGGUGAGAUCUUGCUGCCACAGCCCUUAGUAGGAAGGCUACAACUAGCUGCGACAAAGCACUUUUUAACAUAUGUUCACAUUAUUUCAAAUGUAUGUAACUGUUUUAGCUGUUUUUUGCUUGUUUAUAGGUACUCACUUAUCAUUUUUUGAAAGUAUUUAUGGAAGGAAGUCUUGUUAUGACUUUACUGUCUAAGGUCAACAUACAGGAGUGAUAACACCACUCAUGGGUGUUAACUGUAAUGUGAAUGAGAUAGUUAGAUGACAUGCAUAAUUUUUGUUUUUUGUUGUACGAAUCUGCUGUGUGAAAGGAAUGUUUUUUUCUUUUAUACAUUUCAAAUGAAGUCAACAAAAACUCAAAAAUGACGCAUUGAGGUUCGGAGUGUGAUGAUGAUGAUGAUGGUUUAUCUUUGAAGAUGUUUUACUAAUUUUGCAAAGAUGGGUGAAAUGUAGUCCUAGACUAGUUUGCAGAUCCGUAUGAAUUAAAUUGGAAACAAAAUGUAGAUAAACA